Molecule: messenger RNA, 240 nt
Organism: Iphiclides podalirius (scarce swallowtail)
Lineage: Eukaryota; Metazoa; Arthropoda; Insecta; Lepidoptera; Papilionidae
Source: the annotation of a GenBank genome assembly
AUGCUAGUGGUAGCAUUGGUGGCGGCAUCGGUGGCGGCAUCGGUGGUGGCUCUGGGCAUGGGAGACACAGCGGCAACAGUGGAAGCGGAUCAUCAAGUGGUGGCGGAAAAGGCGAUGGCGGCACUGCAGUGGCAGCAUUGGUGGCGGCAUCAUGGUGGUGGCUCCGGGCACGGGAGCCAAAGCGGCAGCAGUGGAAGCGGAUCAUCAAGUGGCUGGCGGAAAAGGCGAUUGGGGCACUGC